AUAUUGAAAUGAAAUACUUGUUUUGCAUUCUGAGCCCAAUGCUGUCGGUGAGAACCUCGAAAGUUGUGGUUUUUUCUCCCGCCGAUAAAGCUCUGCUGGCAUUAUCAGAUGGGGUGGGUUUUUUGGUAGGAUGGUUUGUAGGAAAAGAUGGGGAGAGUUAAUGCAGAUGGUCUCCACUAUCGAUCUGGGGAAAGACCACACGCUCUCAAGAAUAUUAAAAAGGCUAUAAGCAAAGAAAACCAGGAAAAGCCACAUAAGAAGAAGGCACUGAAAGGGAAAGCUUGGAAGGGUGUAACAUGCCCUGUCUGUCUUGAGAUCCCUCACCACUCGGUUGUCCUCCUCUGCUCAUCUUACCACAAAGGUUGCCGUCCUUACAUGUGUGCCACUGGAAACCGGUUCUCAAACUGUCUAGAGCAGUACAAAAAAGCCUAUGCCAAGGAUGAGAAGAGCGGUAAACCUGCAGAGCUGCUGUGCCCGCUUUGUCGGGGCCAGGUGAAAGGCUGGACUGUGGUGAAAGAUGCGCGAAAGUUUAUGAAUUCGAAGAAAAGGACAUGCAUGAAAGACAGCUGUUUGUUUUCCGGAAGCUAUAGACAGCUCAAGAAACAUGUUAAACAGCAUUUAAGAAUGUAAACGUCAAUAUAUAUUGCAAUUACCGAAAAAACUCAAUUUUGUAGGGGUUAACCUUCAGGUUUUGAGAAAAAAUCAAAAAAAUUGACAAUA
This is a messenger RNA of Brassica napus (rape), 720 nucleotides long. RefSeq lists its product as uncharacterized. The record is from RefSeq and is a predicted model, not a curated record. The coding region runs from base 148 to 630 and encodes 160 amino acids. The transcript has 2 exons. Lineage: Eukaryota; Viridiplantae; Streptophyta; Magnoliopsida; Brassicales; Brassicaceae.